CUUUAUCUUCAUAGACUAGACGCCACAUAAAUUUAUUCUUCUAUACUUUCGUUUCUAGUGCCCGUCGUUCUUUUUCUUUUUUGGCUCAUUUUCUUUUCUCUUCUCGUGUAUACAUAUACUAAUUUCGAAGCUCGAACCAACAUGGCCAGCUACAAAACUUGUACAGAAGUCACGCCCUUGUGCCCCGUCGAAGCUACAACGUACGGUUACUACCCCAACUAUGGUGGUAACAUCUUCUUCGCGGUCUUUUAUGGCCUUUGCGGCGUAUUUCAACUCGGUUUCGGCAUCUAUUUCCGCUCGUGGACGCUGAUGGUGGCGCUGGUGGUCGGUACGCUUCUCGAGAUGGCGGGUUAUAUCGGUCGAGUAUUGAUGAAUAAAAAUCCUUGGGAUGGCGGCGCGUUCAAGUUGCAAAUCGUGGCAAUUAUUCUGGGGCCAACGUUCAUCGCGGCGGGCAUCUACCUCACCUUGAAGCACAUCAUCCUUUCGCUGGGACCGGAACACUCGCGCCUCAAACCGAAAUUGUUCACCUGGAUCUUCAUCGGCUGUGACAUUGGGUCUCUGAUUUUGCAGGCGGCUGGUGGUGGUGUGGCGGCUGCUGCUGGAAGUGACCAACGGGAUCUUCUGAAUGCGGGAAAUGACAUUAUCAUCACGGGUAUAGCGUUCCAGGUCGCAACCAUGUCCGUCUGUGGAGUGUUGGCUCUGGACUUUUUCAUCCGUUAUCUUCGUCGUAGCUCGGGAGAGAAGGCUCUGGGCGGUGGGAACGGACGGAACAAUAUCAAGCUGGUGGUUAUCGCAGAUAUCUUUGCCUACUUUACGGUCUUAAUUCGGUGUAUCUAUCGUAUCCCAGAGAUGGCAGGCGGAUGGGGGAACCCCUUGAUGCAAAAGGAGGACGAGUUUCUGGUUCUGGAUGGAAUGAUGGUUGCCUUGGCGGUAUUGGCCUUAACAGUUUUCCAUCCCGGAUUCUUCCUCCCAUCCUUGAGGAAGGGGAGCAAAAACAUGGAAGCCGCCUGAUAUACUUACUCAUCCUAUAUGUCUCAGGAUACCCCAAGCAUGACAACAGAAAUAAACAACAAUUCAAGAUAGAUGCAGAUAGAUAUAUUCAUUUCGUUCAGAAACUGAACAUAUGUUGGCAGCGCUAUGCUGCAGUAUGGUCAAGGAACUAUGAAACAACGGCAAUGCAAAACGAGUAAGUCCAAAUUUCAACUCCGAGCCGAUAUCACGUAACUCCAGGGGAGACAGAGAACUUAGAUGAAUGGAAGAUAAGAAAGGUGCGGAGACAAACAGCUGGCGCUACUCGAUAGACUAAUAGUCCAUCAUGCGAAGGUAAAACGGAAAAAAAAAAAGUUCAAGCCUUUC
Aspergillus pseudonomiae is the source of this 1356-nucleotide messenger RNA. Its product is annotated as RTA1 domain-containing protein. Gene Ontology annotation, cellular component: fungal-type vacuole; plasma membrane. The coding region runs from base 142 to 1011 and encodes 289 amino acids. The record is from RefSeq and is a predicted model, not a curated record. Lineage: Eukaryota; Fungi; Ascomycota; Eurotiomycetes; Eurotiales; Aspergillaceae. The transcript is spliced from 3 exons.